Messenger RNA from Quercus lobata, 1218 nucleotides. RefSeq names its product HMG-Y-related protein A-like. Gene Ontology annotation, biological process: chromosome condensation; negative regulation of DNA recombination; nucleosome assembly. The transcript is spliced from 2 exons. Gene Ontology annotation, cellular component: nucleus; nucleosome; nucleolus. The record is from RefSeq and is a predicted model, not a curated record. Gene Ontology annotation, molecular function: double-stranded DNA binding; nucleosomal DNA binding. Lineage: Eukaryota; Viridiplantae; Streptophyta; Magnoliopsida; Fagales; Fagaceae. Bases 81 to 776 code for a protein of 231 amino acids.
GACCUUUAAAGCCCUCUCUGCCCAUUGGCCAUUAAAACCCAAAAACCAAGGACCUCAGCUCAUUGUCCAUUCCUGAAAAAAUGUGCAAUUGGGGUAAUGCCACUCAGGUCCAAGGAGUGGAAUGCAGCAAUAAACAAAAUGACCCAGAAGCAGAUGCCCAAACCAUCCCCAUGAAAAGGCUCAGAGACACCAUUAUCAACCUAGCAAGCUCCAAACGAGGACACCCAGUGUCAAUGGAGGCAACCAAGCGCAUUGAAGCUCUCCUUCACCAAAUCUUUCCUGUAUUCAAAACCCCAGAUCACCCUCCUUAUUCACAGAUGAUAUACAAAGCUAUUGAAGCAUUGGAUGAAGGUGAAGGUUCAAGCAAAGCAUCAAUAUCAGCCUUCAUUAAGUCAAACUACCAUGACUUGCCAUGGGCUCAUGAGAGUUUCCUCACUUGCCAUCUUACCAAGCUGAUUGAGAAAGAUGAAAUCUUUUUGGCUCAUAGCAGCAGUUGCAACAUGUUCCGGAUGCGAAAACAUAAAGAGCCUGCAAAUCAACAACAUGAAAAAGAAGGUGAUGAUGGGUCUGAGAUUUCGUCGAUCAAGCCUCUUACUACUGUGAUGGUUCGGCUGAAGAAGAGUGGGAGGCCUUCGAAACCGAAAGAAAGAAAGCGGAGAGGGAGACCACCGAAGAAAGAAGCAGUGAUGAAGAGAGGAGGAGAGGAGAGCCGAAGAGGGCAAGGCGUGGUGGUGGUGGCUCCUUGUCCUCCGGUCAUGCCUUCCAUCCUUGCAUGAACACGAGAUUACUAUUGUUGCGUGUGUGAACUGUGUCCACUGUCCACUUCUUUUUUGUCUUUAUUUGUUUUUUGUUUUUACUUUUUAUGACCAGAAGUUCUCUUUUCUGUUUCACAACUUGAUGAAGUAAAUUGUCAUUAAUGGGCAAUAAAAGGAGAGAGCGAAGCCCAUGGAAAAGUGGUUAUCCAUUCUCACAACUUGCCAUAUGAUAAGUUGAAAAUUUGAGUUCAUUAAUUUAAUCAUAUGUUAUAUAUGUUAUAGGAAAAUUUGUAGGGAGUCUCGGAAUAUGAUAAAAUGGUACCUUUUCUUCUCACAUUUAUAGCAGACCCUGUUAUGAAUUUAAUGAGUAGACCCUGUCAUAAAUGUGAGAGGAUGGAGUACCAUUCUCCAUGCUCCGGGAAUACCUAAAAAUUACUCUAUGUUGUAAAACAAUAUACAGUGU